This is a messenger RNA of Penicillium antarcticum, 213 nucleotides long. RefSeq lists its product as uncharacterized. The record is from RefSeq and is a predicted model, not a curated record. The transcript has 2 exons. NCBI's taxonomy places the organism in Eukaryota, Fungi, Ascomycota, Eurotiomycetes, Eurotiales, Aspergillaceae. The coding region runs from base 1 to 213 and encodes 70 amino acids.
AUGCGAGAUAUAAGCGUAAAUGCUAAUGCCAAUGCGCGCAUCAUCUUCCGUACUACUAACGGCCUCGAUAACGAUGUCAGAUCGGUGCCACAUCCGGUUUGGAUCAAAAAUGGGUUUAUCUACAUCCCUGUUCCUACACGCCAAUCCCACUACCGCGACACCCGCCAGCCUGUCAUCCCUGCUAGCGUUAGCGUUGCAAGGUCAGAUGGGUGA